Messenger RNA from Nasonia vitripennis (jewel wasp), 1056 nucleotides. RefSeq names its product speckle-type POZ protein B. NCBI's taxonomy places the organism in Eukaryota, Metazoa, Arthropoda, Insecta, Hymenoptera, Pteromalidae. Gene Ontology annotation, molecular function: ubiquitin protein ligase binding. Gene Ontology annotation, cellular component: cytoplasm. Gene Ontology annotation, biological process: proteasome-mediated ubiquitin-dependent protein catabolic process; regulation of proteolysis. The transcript has a single exon. The coding region runs from base 1 to 1056 and encodes 351 amino acids. The record is from RefSeq and is a predicted model, not a curated record.
AUGGCUUCAGAAAUCGUUGGAAAACUCAAAGUUAAUUGCUUAUCGAAAAUUACGUUCGAAUGGCAAAUUGAUAACUCUUACAUUAUGGAUUGCAAGGACGCUGGCGACUUCCUCAUAUCACCGAAUUUCACGUCAUAUAGUUACAGUGGUAAAAUUCCUCACGAAAUAAAGUGGUGUCUGGAAUUGUAUCCAAAAGGAGAAAGAGAUGACGAGGAAGAUUAUUGGUCCAUUUAUGUAUUGGCGGACACGGAGAUCACAGCAUCGGGUAUCUUUAAAAUUGUAAAUAAUGAAGGUAGGAUAAUCGUGCAAAAGAAUUGUGAUAAAAGCACAUUUGCGAGUUAUAUGGCUUGUGGACUUCCACGGUUCUCAACGCAAGAUUUUCUCAUGAAAAGUGGCAUUUUGAGUAACGAUAAAAUUACAAUCGUAUGCGAAAUAACUUAUAAGCCUACAGAUGAAGAGGAUGUAGUGAAACUUCAUAAAGAAGAUCAAGGAGUGCAGAAGCAAGAAGACUAUAUUGAAGCUCGACUCGAAGUGAUUGACAAUUUCGAGGCUCUUCUCAACGACAACAAAUUCAGUGACAUGUCGCUCAUUUCGGGCGGCAAAGUCGUGAAGGCGCACAAGUGUAUACUUGCAAACAGCAGCUCAGUGUUUGCCGCAAUGUUCGAAGCUGGUAUGAAGGAAAGUCAAGAGAAUACCGUUAAAAUUCUUGAUAUCGAGUAUGACGUUCUCGUGGAGAUGGUUCGCUUUGUUUAUACUGGAAGGGCCAACAACAUCAAUGCAUUGCUCAGUGAACUCGUGUUUGCAGCGGACAAAUACGAACUUCACCUACUGAAGAAAAUCUGCGUAAAUAAGAUGCUAAAAAAUAUAAGCAUCGACAAUGUCAUCGAUUAUCUUCAAAUCGCCGACAAACUCCUUAUAGAAGAGCUAAGGGUGGAAGCUAUUAAGUUUAUUGUUGAAAAAGGGAGGAGUGAUGUCACUGACAAACCAGAGUUUAAGUUUCUGCCUCAUAAUAUCAUGUACAAAGUGUGCUGUGGUUUGUCGAGAAAGGACAAAUAG